Molecule: messenger RNA, 1551 nt
Organism: Leptomonas pyrrhocoris
Lineage: Eukaryota; Euglenozoa; Kinetoplastea; Trypanosomatida; Trypanosomatidae
Exons: 1
Coding region: 415-1551 (378 amino acids)
Source: RefSeq, a predicted model, not a curated record
GCUCGGCGACUACAAGUCGUUCUGAAUCUGGUGCACACCGAUAUCGUAGAUCCUCUCUCUACGCGAAGAGCGUCAGUGCUUGGUUCCGUGUUCGAGCGCCUCCGUAGCGCUGCAGGUGAAACAUUGAUUUUUGGAGGUUCUUCUUCUUUGUUUUUCGAUAUUGACAGCGUUUGCCUUCUUGCUUGUGCACCAACAGUCUUGCCAUUUUCACAGAUCGAUUAUAGCAUAUAUAUAUGUGUUUUUUUUUUUCACCUCUCUUCUCCGUUCUCUCUCGUGUUUUCAUCGAACAUCGUUUUUCUUACAACCAACUCUCUGGGAACUUGCAAACGCACACACCCACCACACACACAGGCGCACAAGCACGGUCAAAACUCUUUUUACUAGCCACACGUACCUCAGACUGCGGGCGGAACGAUGGCGACCCUCAACACGGAGCUAUCCCUCGUCCGCCGUUUUCACGCGCUGCUGCAGAACUACGACGCGCGGCCGGCGGUGGCGCAGCGCAACACUCUCCCGACCCUCUCUCGCUUCCUCCGCAGCAAAGACCGCGAGAUCCGCAAGCUGUCGUUGGAGGCCGUCUACCUACUGGCGGAGCACCCGGAGAACUUAGAGCUGCUUGGCAGCGACCGCGAGUUGGUCGACGGCGUGGUGGAGAUUUACGACGCCGCGCAAUACGACGACCCGGAGCUGUGCGAGCUGUCUAGUAAUACGUUAGACCUCCUCGCCUCCACCUUCGCCGACGGCGAUCCGCGGGAGAAGGUGGUGGCCCGCCGCGCGGAGCAAGAAACCGGGGCGGGUCCAAUGGGCACGUCGCGCCUUCAAGCCGUCGCCCACCCGCGAACGGGGACCUCGAGCGACCUGAAGGACCUGUCAAACGCUGUAGGCGAGUACGACACGAUUGUGGGGAUGACCCCCGGCGGCGGAAGGGCCGGAGAAAUCCCUGUAGACGCGGACCAGCUGUCCAUCGUGUCCAACGGUACGGGAUUUGAGACGGCGAGUUGCAGCUCGCGGCCGACGCGGCGCGUGGCGGAGGAGCAGGUGCGACCCUCCGAGGUGAUUCGAGGGGUUGGGAAGGACUGCCCGCUCUCCAUCGUGCUGGAGAUCCCCGCGCUGGAUGCCAUGACGGACAUUUCAGAGAUCGAAGAAAUUCUGCAGACAACGCGCGGCGUCAUUUCCUACACGGUAACGGCCAGCGCCCAUCAGGUCCGCGUGUUUCUCUCCGCCUUCGCGCAGGCUCCACUGCAAAAUCUGCUGGCGGAGGCAGGCUAUGAAAAUAUCCUCGCAAGCGCGGAGAGGAUGCGCUACCAGGCCGGCGAUGGUGGUAAUCAGAGUCUCAAUAACAGCUUCUUCUUCGACGAGGGGGCGAAGCGGCCGACCUAUGUGCAGACGGCGAAGAACUUUGCGUCAAGUUUGUUCCGCUCCGUCAUGGUCUACCGAGACCCUCAGAAUAAUUCCCUCGCGGCACGCAUCCAACAGCAGCGGAAGGCGCAGGAGGAAACCGGUAGCACCACAGCGGAUCGUCUUGCACAAGCGUUUGCACGCUGGUGGUAA